AUCCAUCUCCAUAUUGAUUAAGUCUGUGAAUGACAUAACUAAAGAUAUCCCAGUAAAUACAUUUAAAAAUAAUUUUGUGUAGGGAAUCACGAGGAUUUAAGUUAAAAAGGAUUUUAUCGCAAAUAAUUAAGAUGGGUAAUGUAGCUGAGAAGGUGGAGGCUGCGAGUACCAUACCGCAAGGUCAAGAAGAACCCAAAAAGUUAAAACCGUGCUGUGCUUGCCCGGAAACUAAACAAGCUAGGGAUAAAUGCAUUAUAGAGAAUGGGCAAGAAAAUUGCACCGAUUUAAUCAAAGCUCAUAAAGAUUGUAUGCGAAAAAUGGGAUUUAACAUAUAAAUAUUCCUUUAGUUUAGUGUUUACAGCCAAAAUGUAGUAUUUCUGUAUAAAUUAAUUUAUUUUAAAUGGCAUUAUUAAAUAGAUAAAUAAAUAA
Molecule: messenger RNA, 429 nt
Organism: Onthophagus taurus
Lineage: Eukaryota; Metazoa; Arthropoda; Insecta; Coleoptera; Scarabaeidae
Product: Cytochrome c oxidase copper chaperone COX17
Biological process (GO): mitochondrial respiratory chain complex IV assembly
Cellular component (GO): mitochondrial intermembrane space
Molecular function (GO): copper chaperone activity; copper ion binding
Source: RefSeq, a predicted model, not a curated record